AUGGUGCCUUCCAUCGCCCCUGGAGAGGCAGCUGUUGUUCUCUUUGUCUUGAUUUCGUUGGGGACCAUCCCGCCGGCCAAGAGAUUGAUCAAGGCGAGAUGGAAACACGCGAACCCGGACGACAUCCGGUAUGAGGAUAAAGAUGGAAUUGCCACAAAAGAAUCCACCUCUCAGUUGUCAAACCAGCGCCCUUUCGUUGCUAUUUUUUUGCUCGGUCUUUGUGGAUUAGGUCUGUCUUUUGCAAACUUGAUCAUUGCGGCAAUUAGCAUCCAUGGGAGAAAGGGACCUGCCUCACUAGGAAUCUGGCUGCUGCCGCCAGCAUGGCUAUUUCUGUUGGUGCAAUUCACAGACUCAAUUACCCAGACACACCCAGUUGCGAGAUUCGAGAGCGUGAUAUGGAAGCAGGCAACCAUUGUUCUGAUUGGGGGUAUUGCUCUCUCCGUUCUCGCAAGCGAAAAUGUCCCCGGCGGGAGUCGACCUAGCAUUACAGCUAUCCUGACUGGGGUACAGGUGCCUACUCUUCUGGCCCUGGUUGGUGCUAUAUGGUGCGUGGAACGGCGCCCGGCUGUCUUUAGCCCUGACAGCAAGGAAAUCGACCGAGAGAUGACCGUCAACCUCUGGAACCGAUUGACAUUCCGAUGGGCUCCUGAGAUCAUGUCCGAAGGCGCCAAAGAAGCAUUAGAAUCUGAAGCUCUUCCGACUAUGAAUCAUGCUGUCCGUUCCAAAGAAGCCUCGGACGAAUUUAGUGCCAUGGCCUUGACAGACGCCCAGCCACUGUGGAUCCGCAUCUUUUGGCAGUUUCGGGUACAGCUUCUGCGGCAAUGGAUCGCAGUUCUCGUUUCAAACUUUUUCGACGUCGGCCCAUCUUUCGCAACUUUACAACUCCUUCAAUACCUCGAGUCACGAGAGAAUUCGGACGUACGUGAUCCAUCUGCCUGGAGAUAUGUCAUGUUGAUUGCACUGGCUGCUAUGGGCACCAAUUUGGUGGACUCGCGUAUCAUGUGGUGGGAAAAAGGCUAUAUCGUCGUUGCUCUGCGGUCGACCUUGACAUCAUUAGUGUAUCGUAAAUUGUUGCGAAAGAAAUUGAGUACCGACCCUGCGAAGGUUGAAGAGAUUGGAACUGAAGAGGCUGGCCAGGAUGGUCCCUCCAAGUCAGAACAAGACGUCAUCAAUAUGUUUGCAGUCGACUGUAACCAAAUCGCCAUAUUUGCGUCCGAAAGCUCCCAGUGUGUAAACAUUGUGGGUAAAAUGCUGGUGACAGUGGCAUUUUUGUGGCUGCUCAUCGGCUGGCAAAGCUUGUGUGCUGGUCUACUGGGUAUUGCGGUUCUUUUCCCUAUCAACCGAGCUUUAGCGGAGAGGUAUGGGAGAAAGCAGAAGGCCCUGAUGGAAAUCCGGGAUAAACGAACUACAAUGACCACAGAAGCUCUGCAUGGUAUCCGACAAAUCAAAUUCUCCGCUGCCGAAGAUGUGUGGUCGGAGAAGCUCGAACGUGUUCGUGAAGAGGAGUUGUCGGUUCUGUGGAGCAGCAGGCUCGAUAAUAUCUACAUGACGAUCGGCUCGGAGUUUACCCCCAUCGUUCUAACAGCAUUGUCUCUGACGACAUACUCUUACAUCCACGGAAGCUUACUGCCUUCUGUAGCCUUUACAGCGAUCAGUCUAUUCAUUCAGCUUGAAGGCAUUGUUGGGCAGAUUCCUUACUUAUUGGUAUCAGUCAUCACCGCCAAGGUGAGUUCCGACAGAAUCGACGGAUUUCUCCGCACACCAGAGCAAGAGGAAAACACCCAUCCGGGUGAGGUCAUUUCAUUCCAUAAUGCCUCUGUGAGCUUCCCCUGCGAUGCUAAGGAUGCAUCAGCGGACCGUUUCGCAUUGCGCAAUCUCAACUUGGUAUUCCCCAACAAUGCGCUCAGUGUUAUCUCGGGGCCGACAGGAUCAGGAAAGUCUUUACUGCUGGCGGCUAUUUUGGGAGAGGUAGAGGUGUUGGGCGGCUACGUCCAUGUCCCGCGAGAUGCCUCUCCCAUUGAGCACUUCGAUAACAAGGCAAAUGCGGCCAACUGGAUUUUGCCAACGGCUAUUGCCUUUGUUGCCCAAACUCCCUGGAUUGAGAAUGCCACGAUCAAGAACAAUAUCCUCUUUGGUUUACCCUUUGAUCCGGUCAGAUAUGAGCAGGUACUACAAGCAUGCGCAUUGACUACUGACCUGGCCUUGUUCGAGGAUGGUGAUGAGACAGAAGUGGGCGCUCAGGGAAUCAGUCUCAGCGGCGGACAAAAAUGGCGGUUGAGUCUGGCACGUGCCAUCUAUUCACGCGCAGGAAUCAUCAUCAUGGACGACGUUUUCAGCGCUCUCGACGCUCACGUAGGCAAGCAUGUCUAUGAAAACGCAGUCAUGGGCAAGCUUGCAGAGGGCAGAACUCGGAUACUCGCCACCCACCAUGUGUCGCUGUGUUUGUCUGGAGCGAAGUAUGCGGUCAGUCUCUCCGCUGACGGAACGCUUAAGCACGCAGGUUCCGUGGAGCAGCUAGAGGCGGAAGGGGAGCUCGAUUCUCUCCAAGAAUCUGCUAAUAGGGAGAUCUUGAUUGAGGAAGAAGAAGGACUGACGGUGCCGACUGACUCUGCCACUAUUGCGCCCAAGGCUCCCCCAAAGAAGCUUAUUGAGGCGGAAAAGAGAGCGACCGGUCGCGUCGAGAUGUCAGUCUAUUCUGGUUAUCUCAAAGCAACCGGAGGGUGGCCAUUUUGGAUCCUACUUUCUUUUCUAUUUGCAUUAUUUCAGGCAUUGAUUUUGUCUCGAAACUACUGGAUACGAAUUUGGGCGGAUGCGUUUGGCGAUGAGCAGGGAGUCGCUCAAUAUACGGCAUGCCCACACCACAACAGCCUGCAGAUGCAGCUGGCAGGCUAUUCAACAUCAACGCACAAACUUUGCAUGAACACCUCCAGUAGUCUCCCAAUCAACGUUCAGAACAGAAGCUUGUGGUUUUACCUGGGGAUGUAUUGCGCCAUCUCCGUCGUGUCAGUGAUGGUCGCGGUCACCCGGUUAUUCAACCUAUAUUCUGGAGCCGUCCGCGCAUCACGGAGAAUAUUCCACGAUAUGCUUCACAGUGUUUUCCACGCGCCACUUCGAUGGUUCGACACAGUUCCCACGGGAAGAAUUCUAAACCGUUUUACAGGAGACUUCACCCUCUUGGACUCCCAGCUCCCGCAGAUGUUCUAUUACUUUGCCGCUACGCUCUGGGAAUUGGUCGGUAUAUUGGUUGCAGCCAUCUUCAUUUCCCGGUUUAUGGUCUUGGUUGCGAUCAUACUAUUGGCAUCUUGCGCCUUUAUAGCACGGAGCUACAUUGCUGCUGCACGAAACAUCAGGCGCAUCGAAUCCAACAGCAAGUCGCCGGUCAUAUCACAUUUUGCUGCAUCCUUAACUGGGCUCUCCACUAUUCGAGCAUUUUCCAAAACCGAAGAAUUUACUCGACGAAUGUACAAUCUCAUCGACACGUACGCUGCUUGUACAUGGUAUGCUUGCUAUAUGGGCAGCUGGCUCCAUCUUCAUGUGGGACUUGUGGCCGCUUUGUUCCCAGUCACCGUGGCUGCCUUCGUGAUAAACACCCCUGGCAUCGACGCUAGCUUGGCUGGGUUCGCCCUCUCCUUCUCGCUAAGCUUCACCUUUUUGACUUCCUUUACUAUUCAAAUUUCCACAAGAGUUGAGCUGUUCAUGAAUGCAACAGAGCGCAUCUUCGAGUAUCGAGACUUGCGGAUCGAGAACCCAGACGGGACCAGCGUUAGGGCUAGCUGGCCCGAGACGGGUAGAAUAGAGGUAAAUGAGCUAGAGGUCGGUUACGCAGAAGGGCUACCAUCGAUCCUGAAGGGCCUGACUUUCACUGCGGAGCCAAACCAAAGGAUUGGGGUCGUCGGUCGGACGGGUGCUGGCAAAUCCACUUUAUCGCUUGCACUUUUCCGUUUCUUGGACACCCGUAAGGGCAGUGUCGUCAUCGACGGAGUUGACAUUGCCAACAUUCGACUGCACGACCUCCGUACCCGCCUAGCCAUCAUUCCCCAAGACCCUGUCCUUUUCUCUGGCACCAUCCGGUCCAACCUCGACCCUUUAAAUCAAUACAGCGACCAGGAAGUGCGAGAAGCUUUAGCGCGUGUCCACCUCAUCCCCUCCGGAAGCAGCACGCCACUGUUGAAGAACGACGAGGAUGACCACUCUGGUGCUAGUUCCACCAUUGCCGCUUCCGAGCAGAACGGAAACACCAACAUAUUCCAGUCCUUAUCCUCGCCAGUUUCUUCGGGUGGAUCGAACCUGUCACAGGGACAGAAACAGCUGCUCUGUCUGGCGCGCGCUAUUCUGUCCCGACCCAAGAUUCUGAUUCUCGAUGAGGCUACUUCCGCGGUGGAUAUGGAGACUGACAUCCUGAUCCAGCGGUCGAUUCGAGAGGCGUUCACGAACACUACGCUGCUAGUGAUUGCACACCGUCUCAGUACCGUGGCCGACUUUGACCGCAUCCUGGUCAUGAAGGAUGGCGUUGCAGCGGAAUUUGGAAGUCCUGGAGAGUUGGUGGAAAAGGAUGAAGGCCUAUUUCAGGAUAUGGUCAAUAAAAGUGGCGAAGCGGAAGAGUUGAGGCGGAUGAUGUUGGCGUCAUAA
Aspergillus niger is the source of this 4629-nucleotide messenger RNA. RefSeq lists its product as uncharacterized. Gene Ontology annotation, molecular function: ABC-type transporter activity; ATP hydrolysis activity; ATP binding. The record is from RefSeq and is a predicted model, not a curated record. Gene Ontology annotation, cellular component: membrane. The coding region runs from base 1 to 4629 and encodes 1542 amino acids. The transcript has 4 exons. Lineage: Eukaryota; Fungi; Ascomycota; Eurotiomycetes; Eurotiales; Aspergillaceae. Gene Ontology annotation, biological process: transmembrane transport.